AGUAGCCGCGCACGGUGCGCGUGAGAGACACGGAGCAAAGCUUUCUCGCCCGGGCAUCUCCAGGUUUCGGGGCUGGGAGCGCCGCUCGCAUCCAGCAUCUCUUACCAUAGGCACUGUCAACUUCAGCACGGCGUCGUGAGAGACAGACACCAGCCACCCGCGACGGGAGACACUAACCCCGGGAGAACAUGCUAGCGUACUUUGUGACGCGCAGUUAAACAGCAGAAGGUACUGAAUGAAGAGCGCGCGCACAUCCGAGCGACGGAGCAAAACAAGGACGAGCGCAGAGGCUUCGGGAGCACUUCAUGAGGAACACCUGGCUAUACUCAAAAGGUCUCAUUAGACUGUGAUGAGCAUCAUCAUCUUCCACAGACUCAAGUAAGCGUUUAUUUAUUGGAUGGAGUGGGACAAACGCAGGAAAUGAAAAUAAAGGAGAAGAAAAGAGUGAUGCUUGGCAUUAUAUUGAGCAACAGUGCCACAUUGGCUCUGAAAGGAAGUGAUGUCGCGUCACCACCACCGGUUCGAGAGGGACUACCGGGGCGCGUGGGAGCGUCGCGAACGGCCUGCACCCCUCCACAACGGAGUGACCAGUAACACCUGCACCCCCACUGGCCCUACACUUGCUAAUGGAAACAACCGGCCUGGUCUCCUUCCUCUUCCUGUUAUCCCCUCCCUCCUGCCCACUCCGGUCACCAUUGCCGUGACGACGAGCAGUAACGAGCUGGCUGCCAAACGUGCAGGGGCCCCGGUUUCAGCUCCCACAGUGAAGCCUGCAGGCCUUUCUCCUGGUGAGAAUCAGACUCCUGCACUGCUCCUGGCUCCGGGGUUGAGGUGGGGCCAAACACCCAUCAACCAGUCCACGCCAUGGGACACGGACGAGCCUCCAGUCAAACAGCACAGAGAGAACGACACGGCAGGUCCUCCAUGGGUGCCUCCAGUGGUUGCAGUGAGUCAGCCGAGUCUCUUAGCUCACUCAUACGCGCUGCCUCAGCCUCCUGCAUACAGCCAGGGAGCUUCUGUCCAGUCACCUGUCAUUGGCGUAACCCCUGCCAUCCAGACCCCGAUUCCUCCUCACCACCCGCUCAUGACCGCACACUUCCAAGUUCCUCCGCACUCAUCCCAGCCGCCGGGCAGCCUGGUGCUCAGCCUGCAGAACCAGUCACCUUACAGCACCAACCAGCCGCCCAUCACGCCCUCACCCAUGCCGGCCGGAGGACACAGCGUGGUGGGCAACGGGCACCUGACUCACCCGCUCAUGCAGCUGCCCGCCCUGCCUUCCUCUGCACUGCCACUGACCAACGGGCAGCUUUCACCCGUCUCAGCUAAUCAGGACGGCCCGAACGGGCUGCAGAUGCUACGUACGGUGGGCAUGGGGAAGUACGAGUUCACAGAUCCUGGGCAUCCUAAAGAGAUGUUGAAGGAGCUGAACCAGCAACGCAGAGAGAAAGAAUUUACAGACCUGAAAAUUGUAGUUGAAGGCAAAGAGUUUGAAGUCCACCAAAAUGUUCUAGCUUCCUGCAGCUUGUAUUUCAAGGACCUGGUGAAAAGGUCCCUCGGGGAGACGGGUAGUGGAGAGAAGCUGGAGCUGCAGAUGACCAACAUCAGUGCCGACGUGCUGGACAUGCUCCUGGAGUUUGUGUAUACCGGAUCACUCGUCAUCGACUCAGCCAAUGCCAAAACCCUGCUGGAGGCCGCCAACAAAUUCCAGUUCAACACAUUUUGCAAAGUCUGCGUGUCUUUCUUAGAGAAGCAGCUGACAGCAGGGAACUGCCUGGGGGUCCUGGCCAUGGCUGAGGCGAUGUGCUGCACGGAGCUACACAACAUGGCCAAGGCAUUUGCCCUACAGAACUUCCCAGAUGUGGCUAGCCAGGACGAGAUCCUCAGCAUCUCUAAAGAAGACCUGGUCAGCUACCUGUCCAACGACAGUCUCAACACCAAGGCUGAGGAGCUCGUCUACGAGACUGUCAUCAAAUGGAUCAAGAGGGACCCAACCAACCGAGUACAGCACAUAUCAGAGUUGCUGGCAGUAGUGCGACUACCGUUUAUCCACCCGAGCUACCUGCUAAACGUGGUGGACAACGAGGAGCUGAUCAAGUCGUCCGAGGCCUGCCGAGACCUAGUGAACGAGGCUAAGCGCUACCACAUGCUCCCUCAUGCACGCCAGGAGAUGCAGACACCCCGCACCCGGCCAAGACUGUCUGCAGGGGUCGCAGAGGUGAUAGUGCUGGUCGGGGGGCGGCAGGCCAUCGGCAUGAGCCAGCGCUCUCUCACCGCAGUCACCUGCUUCAACCCACAGAACAGCAAGUGGUAUCCGCUCGCUAGCCUGCCUUUCUACGACCGCGAGUUCUUCAGUGUCAUCUCAGCAGGGGACAACAUUUAUCUGUCAGGUGGAACGGAGUCCGGGGUGACGGUGGCAGAUGUGUGGUGCUACAUGUCACUACUGGACAACUGGAACCUGGUGUCACGCAUGACUGUGGCACGAUGCAGACACAACAGCCUGGUGUACGACGGGAAGCUCUACACUCUCGGAGGACUCGGUAUGGCUGGGAACCUGGAUCAUGUAGAAAGGUAUGACACCAUCACUAACCAGUGGGAGACGGUGGCUCCACUGCCCAAACCAGUGCAUUCAGCAGCAGCUACAGUUUGCGGAGGAAAGAUCUACGUGUUCGGAGGGGUGAACGAGGCCGGGAGGUCAGCCGGGGUCUUACAGUCCUACGUACCCCAAACCAACACCUGGAGCUUCAUCGAGUCCCCGAUGAUUGAUAACAAGUACGCCCCUGCUGUGAGCCUCAACGGCUUCAUCUUCAUCCUCGGAGGAGCGUACGCCAGAGCUACCACCAUCUACGACCCGGACAAGGGUAACAUCAAAGCUGGACCCAACAUGAACCAUUCCAGGCAAUUCUGCAGUGCUGUCGUCCUGGACGGGAAAAUAUACACCACAGGAGGCAUCGUGAGCAGCGAGGGACCAGCGCUAGGCAACAUGGAGACCUUUGACCCUUGCACUAACACAUGGACUCUUCUGCAGAACCUGCCAUGCCCGCUCUUCAGACAUGGCUGUGUUGUGAUCAAGAAGUACAUCCAGAGCGGCUGACAACUAGCGGACACGAACGCACACACAUGCACACACACACACACACACACACACACUCCUCAAUGCACUGCAGGGAUCCAAGUCAAAGCACUACUCCCCAAACUCCAGCGGCUUCCUCCUGGGUGGAACGGAGUGGAGCUCCACUGCUCGACAAGUCCACAGUCUGGAAGGGGAAGUGUAGAGUAGCGAACCCUCCUUCACGGCUCCUGUGCCAUAUGAAUAAUAAGCAAGCAUUUUGACUAACUCCAAAAAACUUGUUUACUUUGACAGACAUUUGUAGUUGAUAUAUA
Hemibagrus wyckioides is the source of this 3381-nucleotide messenger RNA. RefSeq names its product kelch-like protein 29. The transcript is spliced from 15 exons. NCBI's taxonomy places the organism in Eukaryota, Metazoa, Chordata, Actinopteri, Siluriformes, Bagridae. Bases 500 to 3091 code for a protein of 863 amino acids. The record is from RefSeq and is a predicted model, not a curated record. Gene Ontology annotation, molecular function: protein binding.